AUGAUGAUUAAUAAAUUAACUCUAAAUUUUAAAUCGAAAAGUAUUGAAAAGGAUUAUAGAAACUUGUAAUAAAACUACAUAAAAUAAGAAUUUACAUUAUUUUCGAUACACACAAUUGUAAGAAUAAUAUUGAUUUUAGUUAUUUUUUAUAGCUUAUAUAUUAUACUACUUUUAAGAAUUUACUUUUAAUGGAGUAAUUAUAGCAAAUAUUCUAACAUUUAUGUUGGCAAUAGUAUUGUUGAAAUUUAUAAUAAAUUCUCAUCCAGCCUGGAAUGAAUAUAUUUUACCAAUACUUUAAAUAUAUAUUGCUUACAUUUGGAAUUUAGAUAAUUUAUUCCCAACAACUAUAGAAGAUCCUAAUUAUGAUCCUAAUGCUAGUUAUGAAUAUAAUUGGUAUUAUGGAUUAUAAGCUUUCUACUUUCAUUUUGGUAACUUAUAAUAUUAUGUAUAAAGCAAUUUUACAACUUGGUUAUUAGAUAUGGCCUUAAGCAAUUGCUCUGUUACUUAUUUAUAUAUAAUAUGCUAGUUAUUAUCCUACAGAAACAUUAGAAUAUUCAACUAUCUGUUUAACAAUAUUUUUGGUUUUUAUUGGCUUAGUAGUGAUGAAAUAUUCGAAUGAGAAAAUUAAACGACUUUAAUUUAGAGAUAGUAGAGAAUAAAAUAGAUGGAUAAAAAUUAUAGAUUAUGUUUUAGAGUAAUCUAUUGUUGUUAUUAAGCUUGAUUAAAAAUAAGAUUAAUUAAUAUUGUCAUAAAUUAAUGAUAUAUCAAAAACAAGAUUAAAAAUUUAAAAUAAUAAGGAAUUUAGAGAGAUGCUUAGAAAUGUAUGUUCAUUAUUAUUUUUUAGAUGAUUAUAGAAAAUCAUUAAUUUGAGAAGGAUGAAGUUAAAUAAAAAAAUUUAGAACAAGAAAUAAGAGAUCUCAUAAUUAAAAACGAAUAAUAUAGAUUUAUUACUCAUUAAGUAGAUGUACGAUCAAAUGUUUUACAUAAGGAAUACAAGGUUAAAUUGAUUUAGUAAGUUUUAUCUGAUGAAUAUUGUGUAAUUGCAAUAUUUGAGUAAAAUUUUAAAAAUGAAAAUAAAUAAAUCUAAUUAGAAGUUAGGUGCAAAGAAAAUUUAUUUUUGUAUUUAAUAAAAUAAUUCUUUUAAUAAAUCAAAACUGCAAAUACUAAAUUAGCAAUUUUACAAUCAAUGAUUAAUUUUUAAUAAAUUCGUUUAUUACUUAAUGAUCAAAAUCUUAAGAUUAAAUAAAGUUGGGUUUCAACUAAUUAGAUACGUAAUUAAAUUAAUUUAAUAUAUUCAAAGAAAAUAAAAAUUACUAUAAAAAAAGAAUUGUAAGGAUUUAAUACUAAUCAAAUUUAUUUAUUCAGUAUUUUAAUGAGCAUUACAUAAAUUUUUGAUGAAUUUUAACACUUUAAAAUAAAAGGCAAGACUAUACUAAAUAUUUAAAGAGUAAAGUUUACAUUAAUUGGAAAGAUGAGUGAUUUGUGUUCUAAUUAAAAAUUAUUAUUAUCAAAUUUAAACUUAAGUUAAUCCCUUAAAGAGAACUAGAAGAUAAUUUUAAAGCAACUUUAAAAAUUAAUUCAUAAUAAAAUUAUACCUGUUAGAUAGAAAAAUCAAAUAAUAUCAAUAUACUUAAAUAAAUUUCUCUUAUGGGAAGGGUUCAGAGAAAAACAUUACAAUCUGAAAUGCAAAGAUGGUUUAGCACAUUUGUCUUUUGAGUUUGAAGUCUGA
Molecule: messenger RNA, 1729 nt
Organism: Paramecium sonneborni
Lineage: Eukaryota; Ciliophora; Oligohymenophorea; Peniculida; Parameciidae
Source: the annotation of a GenBank genome assembly